This is a messenger RNA of Atta colombica, 2985 nucleotides long. RefSeq names its product GRB2-associated-binding protein 2 (gene dos). Lineage: Eukaryota; Metazoa; Arthropoda; Insecta; Hymenoptera; Formicidae. The transcript has 7 exons. The record is from RefSeq and is a predicted model, not a curated record. Bases 490 to 2307 code for a protein of 605 amino acids.
UGCAGCAUACGCGGUGGGACGAGGCGAGACGGAAAACGGUCCCAUCGCCGUUCGGCCGUUCGCUGUUCGCGCGUGUCUUUGUGCGAGACCUGCAGUGUCCCGUUGCGGCCUGUUCCGAGCUCCGGGCUCCGUUUCUCCGCGUGUCGGUACCGUCGCGCGUGCGCGUGUAAGAGAGACAGGUCACUCUGCAUACGUGAAGAAUAGAAGAGACAAGACUCAGUGAAGAUCAGGGUAAGAGAGGGGGUAGUCGACGUGCGUGAGGGGCUUGUUUCUCCGUGUUGCGCCGUUGGGGCCAAAAAUAGACAAAUGGUUGAUGAACGCGUCGUCGUCUCCGUCGUCGGUGGUUCCUCGCGCUUUUCCAGAAUGUUCCUCACGCCACUGAGAUCGUAGAUCACUCACAACAAGCGAUCGAGCAAGCGAGCAAUCAAGCGAUUUAGAGCGAUCGCGCCGCCUUGGCCACUAUCCACCAUCUCCUGAGUGGAGGAAGAGAUGGAAGUGCUCAAGACGUCCCAGGAAAUCGUCUACGAAGGAUGGCUCAUCAAAUCGCCACCAACCAAGCUCUGGAGAGCGCGAUGGAGAAAGCGAUGGUUUGCCCUUCGUCAUAGUGGAGAGCUACCUGGUCAAUAUUUUUUGGAAUAUUACACAGACAGACGCUGCCGUAAGCUCAAAGGUCGUAUCGAUUUAGAUCAGUGCGAACAGGUGGACGCAGGUCUUCGAUUUGAAAAUCGUAAACAGAAGUAUCAGUACAUGUUUAAUGUGAAAACGCCGAAAAGGAUCUAUUAUUUAGUUGCUGAAAACGAAGCGGAUAUGAACAAAUGGGUAGAUGCGGUGUGCCAAGUUUGCGGUUUGAAGGCAUACACUCAGGAUGAGGAGCAACAAAUGUUUCAAUACGAGUCUCAAGAAUCCCCACCUACUUCGCCCACUAGCACGAUCUCUGGUCCUUACAUUCCUAUUAGCGAGUGCAUUUCCGGUCGUCGGCUCAACGAUACCAGUUCUCUGAGUUCGGCUCUCGGACAAGGACCCGAACAUUACGAUGCCCCGAGAAGAUUGGCACCCUCGCCACCGCGAUCACCCACGACAACAGAUGCCGAGAGCGUUUUCACCGACGACGAAUGGACAACGUCUGUGCCGAGUGCGAAUUGGGACACGCUUCCUUCAACGGGUGAUUCGCGACAACCUCAUGGUCCGGGUGACCAUGAAAUUGGUUCGUGGAGUGUGAAAAAACGCUUUGGCAAGCUCAGAAUUGUUGAUUCCGCGAUACCACCAGCCGUGGAGAAGUUGCCAGCACCACCCAGACCACCGAAACCGCCUCAUAUGUUACCCGAAAAUCCUGGUCACAACUACCUGAAUCUAGAUGGUGCUACCGAAAGCUCGAAACCGAGUACCCCAGCGACGCCGGCGCCAACGACGCCUGCUGCCGUUACAACAACAAUGGUUACCGUGACCGAUGAGUCAUACGAUUUUCCUAGAUCUCAUCAACCGCAAGCGGCACAAACGGCCGUCGAGAGCAACACAAUGGCGAUCGAACAGUCGUCAAAACAUUUCUACUCAAACGCAGCACCGAGUACCAUUAAUGACGAGACACAGAAUGUAUUCCGCUAUGAUUUCCACGACAUUGAGCCAUCAAGUCCGCGCUCUGAAAACUCGACUACAGCGACAUACUCGAAUUUACCGAGUCCUCUCGUGCGAGACAGUUGUUCGAGCGGUGUACCAACCACCAUGGCGCCGCCUCCGCCGAUGGUGUACAGAGAAUUAAAGCCGGGCAGAAAAACUAGCGACUCAAUGUCUAUCAUAAGCAACGAACCAUCACCGGGUCCGACAAUAGCACUAUAUGAUGUAAGUUCUGCUGAACAUUCUCCGGCCGAACCGCCGACCAUCAACAGGAAGUUGAAACCAUCGUUGAAUAAAUCACCGGUGGAAGCACCUCAUCUACAAUUAGCGUCUCCACCUGGAAGAGGAAGAAUACGGGCGGCACCCAGUCCGACGCCUCCGUCGCAUAUGCAUUCGAUACGUCAUCAGUCGACGUCGGAUGAAGACAAUAACGCAUUCGAGGAUAGAGAAGAGAUAUACUAUUAUCAAGAUCAUAAUACAUUUAUUCCGGCGUCUAAUCGCUUAGUGGUACUGCAGUAUUUGGAUCUUGAUUUAGAAACGACAGAGAGCUUUAAUUCCUCGACGUUACCGCCCGCACAACCCCUCCCAAGUACGACUGUGUACAAAACCGUGGAUUUCGUGAAGACAGAGGCUUUUAAUCGUACUCGGCAGCGAGUGGAGGAGGAGAGAAAACUGUGCACGGAUGAGUUAACGUAGGGAAUGAAUUGUAUUAUAUGAACCAUAGAUAGAUUACAUGAAUGUUAAAUAGUUUAAGUAAAGUGUGUGGACUUUGUGUUAUGUUAUAUAGAUGAAAGAGAGGAUUUUUUUCUAUUUUAAGCACACUAGAAUAGCAUAUUAGAAUAGUACUGCGCAAGAAAUACGGACGAACUUGAUCGCGGUAUCGACGCAGUACUUACAGAAAGACAGCGUCCACCGCUUUACGAAGUACGUCAUUUUAUUCUUUACGUAGCAACGGUUAGCUUCAUAAAUUGGCUAUGCAGUUUGAAGAGGGAAUCGAAUAUUGUACAGAGCAAUGUAAAACGGACCAAAAAUGUAAUGUUAUAUAUAUAUAUAUAUAUAAAAAGAGAGGGAAAUGAACAGAAGGGUGACAAACAGAAGAUCGAUAAUUUCAAGAAAUAUUCUCAAUAAGGAAUUUCUAAUUGUGGAUAAGCAAAGUAUUAUUUAAAUCAUAAAGAUUCUCUUAUAUAUUUGGGUAUAAUUAUGGUUUUACAUAUUAAUUUUAUGUCGGGUCGACGUGCGCGGGGCAUUUUUAUCAUGAAUUAUGUGCAACGAAUAACUAAAUCUGUAAUAUUCUAUUUUUAGCGUUAGAUAUAAAUGAUAUAUAAUAUUUUUUUAUCAUGUCGCAACGAAAUCCAUAUUACCAAGGCGAUUAGA